AUGAACCUACAUUCAGAACAUAAAGCUAAAUUUAAGGGUUCAAAAUCCAAAUCUUCCCCAACUUCCCCAACAAAAUCUUCAUUUUCUACGAUAAAGAAAUUUACACAACGUAGAAAAUCCGAUUCCGCGACUUCAAAAUCAAAGUUACCAAAAUCAUUGAAACGUCCCAUCUCUCUGGCCACAAAUAAAACUGCUGCUGAAAAUUCUGAAUCUUCGGCAGUGGAAAAAAAUUAUAAUCAUAAAAAGUCGGCAAAUAAAUCCUUCUUUUCUUCAAAGAGGAAAUCUUUCGUGAGCAAAGAGGAACAACUUCCCGUCUCUACUGCCACCGUUGCUCCCGCGCCUGCCCUAGCGACAGAUUUGUCCAGAGAACCUUCUUCACAAUCUUCCAGUAAAUCACGUGUUAGGCUGAGUUCCGGAAGGGUUGUAAGCUUUUCAGAAGUUGGUGAUAGAAAUGGGUAUCCCGUCUUCGUAUUCUUGGGAAUGGGUUGUGUGCGUUAUUUUAUUGCCUUCUUUGAUGACUUGGCCACAAGUUAUAAUUUAAGAUUAAUAUGCCCUGACCGUCCUGGUAUCGGUUUGUCUGACGAUGUCAAAGCUGAAGAGCAACAAGUAUUAAAAUGGCCUGAUGUUAUAGAGGAACUUUGUGAUAUUAUGGAAAUACCAAAAUUUUUCAUUAUGGCUCAUAGUGCAGGAGCUCCAUAUGCUCUUGCAUGUGCAAUGAAAAUACCCCAAAGAUUACAGGGUACAAUUUAUUUAGUGUCACCUUGGGUUAGCACGACAGUAGCUAAUAAUUUUAAAUGGUUACAAUAUGUACCUACACCAAUUAUGAAACUUACAAAUUCAGCUGGUAUAUCAUUACAGCAGAUGAUACAUGGACGACAACCUUAUUCAAUUAAGCCACAAUCACAUAGGAAUUCUGGAGCCUUGGCGACUCCAAUGUCAACCGUCGAGAAAAAGCAACAACUUGGUUUGGCCAUCCUUAAAGCUUCAUUCGCUGAAAAUUUGGCUGGGGCGAACAACGACUUGUUGAUGUGCUUUGAAAGAAAGCGUACAUUUGGAUUUUCGUACACGGAUGUAAAUCACCCUGUGCACGUCUUUCAUGGUACAAAAGAUGAUCGGAUCCCCACAUCAGCUGUGAAGUGGAUGGAGGGAAACAUGCCAAAUUGUAAAUUAACUAUGAUCGAAGGGGGUAAACAUUCGUUGUUUUUAAGAGCCGAAGUUGUAGAUUCAAUAUUCAAAUCCAUAGCGGUACAAUUGCAUGAUAAGACAAGUUGUAAAUUAUGUAAAUUACUUUCAAAAUGUUGGUUAAUAGAAGAAGCCGAUAAUUUACGUAAGGAAAGAGAAUUAGAAAUUCAACGUAAAGUAGUGGAAAAGUUUAAGAACAGUGUCAAAAGAAAGCAAGUUCACGACACAAACAUGAUGAAAACCGGUACUUCAAGUAUUUUGGAUCAUCAACAUUCUCCUACUGAUCAACUUUCUGUAUAUACUUAUAUCUAA
This is a messenger RNA of Funneliformis mosseae, 1494 nucleotides long. NCBI's taxonomy places the organism in Eukaryota, Fungi, Glomeromycota, Glomeromycetes, Glomerales, Glomeraceae. The record is from the annotation of a GenBank genome assembly.